Molecule: messenger RNA, 1129 nt
Organism: Camellia sinensis
Lineage: Eukaryota; Viridiplantae; Streptophyta; Magnoliopsida; Ericales; Theaceae
Product: uracil phosphoribosyltransferase
Biological process (GO): uracil salvage
Molecular function (GO): uracil phosphoribosyltransferase activity
Source: RefSeq, a predicted model, not a curated record
CAUCCACUGAUAAUGCACUGGGUUUCAGUUCUUAGAAAUGAGCAGACUCCUUGCCCUAUGUUUACCUAGAGCACUCAAGCAUGGUUGUGUGGUAUUUGAAUCCUACAGUGAAUUCAAAUGAAAAAUAGGAGAAAGGUGGAGGAUCAGAAAGAGAAUUGGUAGCACAUACUUAUGAUAGGGUAUGUCUUGGUUUAUGUUUCACAACUGGUGGAAUGAGAAAAGCUUUUUCAUUCCAACAAAACCCCGGCCCUAAUGAAUGAAUAACCUGGAGUGAUUGAAUGCACAUGGAAAAUGAAACAUUUGUCUCAUUUACUGCUGUUCAACCUUUGGAGGAAGCCGUACACUAAAAAUGCCAUGGCUGAGUUAGGGAGGCUGCUCAUGUAUGAAGCAUCAAGGGAUUGGCUGCCUACCAUAACAGGGGAGAUUCGGUCACCAAUGGGUCCUGCCUCUGUAGAAUUUAUUGAUCCAAGGGAACCUGUGGUGAUUGUUCCUAUCUUGAGAGCUGGUCUUGCUCUAUCAGAAUAUGCAUCAUCAAUUUUACCGGCAACAAAAACAUACCAUUUGGGUAUUAGCAGAGAUGAGGAAACACUUCAGCCAACUGUAUAUUUGAACAAGUUACCUGAAAAAUUUCCUGAAGGAUCUCGAGUAUUUGUUGUAGAUCCCAUGCUGGCAACCGGUGGUACAAUAGUUGCAGCUCUUAACCUGUUAAAGGAACGGGGGGUUGAUAACAAGCAAAUUAAAGUGGUAUCUGCUGUUGCUGCUCCUCCGGCCCUUCAAAAGCUCAGUGAGAAUUUCCCUGGGCUUCAUGUAUAUGCUGGAAUCAUUGACCCCACUGUUAAUGACCAAGGGUUCAUAAUUCCUGGACUUGGAGAUGCAGGAGACCGUAGUUUUGGUACAUAAAUCCACCGAAUUGUAUGUCUACCCAAGUCCUUUUUUUUCUUUUUUCUGUCAUUGAUUUCCUUCAAUUUGGCAUUUUGAGCAUAUAAUCAAUUGUGGAUCUACUUUUCUGUUUUACCAUUACCAAGAACAUGAAAACUCAUGAUGCAUUAUUAUACGGGCAUUAAUAUUCUUUUUUCGUGUGCUAAAUGGAUCAUACACACAUGUAAUAGAAGCAGUCUGAUUACCAAAA